Parathielavia appendiculata is the source of this 2119-nucleotide messenger RNA. RefSeq lists its product as uncharacterized. The transcript has 2 exons. The coding region runs from base 353 to 1804 and encodes 483 amino acids. NCBI's taxonomy places the organism in Eukaryota, Fungi, Ascomycota, Sordariomycetes, Sordariales, Chaetomiaceae. The record is from RefSeq and is a predicted model, not a curated record.
AGCGAAGUAGGACUGGCGAUGCAUUCUGGCCUCCAUCGCCGGCGCCGCUUGUGGUUGUUACGGAGGCGGCCAUGAAUUGGGAACGCGAACGGGAUAUCGUCUGGAAAAUAUCGGAAAAGGGUUUGGGUCGAACUGCUGAGUCAUCAACGUCAGCUGUGCAGAUUGAUCAUUGACGGCGGUUUGCCCAUCAAUUUGCAAGCUUCCCCCCCCCAAAACACCCAUACUCUCUCUCUUUGCCUUUAGCUUCUUCUUGAGUUAAGCGGAAUUGAGAGUGUUGCCUUUCUCACAUGAAUAACGGCAAUCUGGCGUGCUGCCGUGCGCAUUAAGCGCGUUUCAAUCUGACUUUUGUACGAUGGAUCGGGUGGGCCUCGACACGUGCGGGCAUCUGGAGCAGGAGCAGGAGCAGAUGCAGGACCCGAACCGGAGCUUGACUCUCGAGUCUUUGCCUACCGAGGUGCUCGUGGCAAUCUUGUCGGCUGCGCAUUCCACGGCGGACCUCCGCUCGCUCAUCAGCGCCUCACCCAGGCUCUACCAGAUCUUCGUGUCGGCAAAGCGGGAGGUGCUGCUCAGCAUCGUGACUAACGACCUGGGCGCCGCGCUGCGCGACGCUGCCGCCGCUUUGCUACUGACGCCCACCAGGCUCAACUACCGGGGCCCGACCUAUCUGGACGAGUGUGAGCGCGUCAUCCGCCGAUACGAGGCGCUCCCCCACGGCGCCGAUGGCGCGCUAUCCUCGGCGAUCGCCCUGCCCACCGCUGCUGUCAUCCAACUCUCCCGGCUCAACCGCAGCGUGCAAUUCCUCGUCGACGAGUUUGCCGAAUCCAGGCUGCCGGAGCUGCGCAAGAUCCACCCGGACGCCGGCGGCCCGCUGACGCCCGUCGAGCGCCGCCGGCUGGCCCGCGCCCUGCUGCGCCACCAGGUCCUGGCGCGUAUCGAGUACGGCGACCGCCUGCUGCGCGUCGAGGCCGGCGAGCACCUCCCGCGCGAGACGGCCAUGAUGCACCGGUUUCUCCGCCUCUUCAAACCGUGGGAGAUAGAACAGCUGGCCGAGGCGCAUUCGUUCCUGAGCGAGUUGGUCUGGCGCGCUUUCCCCCCACUCAGGGGCCUGCCCAGCCUGGACCAGCGGGCGUCUCAACAGUGGGACCGCAAGAGGGACGCGGCAUUCGACGACCUGUGCGGGUUGCACAGCGCGCUGGUUGAGGCCGAGCGAGCGUACAGCAACAGCACGUCUAACAACCUCGGCCCUCGGAGGUUUCGCGCCAUACCACCGGCCGGCAUGGUUCUUACGGCGCGCUUCCGGUUCCUCCGCGCGGGCCCGCUGCCGGCCCACAGCGCGGGGUCUUACUCCGUGGCCCGCGAGUUUCGCCCGCUCCGCGACGAGCUGUACCGGCACGAGGACGCACUGCCGCAACUGGUGUAUGAGGGGGACGGCAACGAUGAUGCGGCGCCGCCAUUUGCGUGGGUCGACGGGCACGGCGGGCUGGACUGCCAGCGCUGGGGCGACCAAGUGCGCCGAGAGGUGGUGCCAGGGGAGGAGGGGCAGGAGGAGGAGGGCACAAGCACGGCUCGUCAGCGCAUCUGGGUGCGGGUAAAUAUGGACAGGUGGCGUUGGCUGGGGUUCGUGUUCUACGAUCGGCGCCGCGUCGAACUGCUCAAGACGCGCAUGCCCGUGUACGAGACGGGAUGGCUCACGACUGCGCCUCCGUCUGACGAGGAGUUGCAGGAAUUCUACGACAAGGCACGGUUGGCGCAGCCGAAGCCGACAAGGCCGAGUCGCAGGGCAAACGCUACGCGGGGUGGGUGAGGGGUGAUGAGGUGAGAUAUGUUGGAACCUGCAGGGCGAUGACCGCUGAGAUAUGCGCUGGAAGAAGUUAUUCUGAAUCAAAGCAAUGGAUUGGAUUGAAAGGUGGUAAAGUGCUUGAUUGACCAUGCUGUUGAUCGGCAUGGGAGAGGACUAAGUAUCGUAGGUAAGGAAGAGGGGUUGCGGUGCUGGCACCAAUCAACUACCGAGGUCCGUUGAAUGCAGCCAUCAAGGCGGCUUCGUUCCGACAAGAUAUUCCCCACCAGUUUGGUACCGUCAGGACGCCGGCCGAGGUGGCGAAAGGCAUGUUCAUAGCAG